Ailuropoda melanoleuca (giant panda) is the source of this 1640-nucleotide messenger RNA. RefSeq names its product chromosome 12 C19orf12 homolog (gene C12H19orf12). The transcript is spliced from 4 exons. Bases 378 to 845 code for a protein of 155 amino acids. Lineage: Eukaryota; Metazoa; Chordata; Mammalia; Carnivora; Ursidae. The record is from RefSeq and is a predicted model, not a curated record.
GGAGGCGGGGUCUGAGCGGGGCGGGGGGUGGGGAGACCCUGCGCCGGGCGGGGCCAGAGAACCGCGGGCCUGGGUCUCCUCCGCGCUGCGGACCGCGUCCCCGCAGGUGAAGGGCUCAGGGCGCAGGCGCGGCACGGGUGAGGCGGGGCACCCAAGGCGUGGUGCGGGGAGGCCUGCGGAGCCGCCCCACGUCGCUAGGGUGUUCAUUUGCCACAUGAAGACACUGAGGCACGGAGAGGCUGACGUCACGCCAAAAGGUCAACCUGUCCUGACUUUACCAUCCCCCCAUGCAGAACUGGACGGGCUUUAGGAGUGGCUGCUGAUAGAAAAGCCAGUGGUUGUCUCAGCAACAGAAUAUUCGUUUAGAGCCAACAUGUAUGUGGGCCGCAGUGUUCCAGACUCAAACCAGGUUCAACAAGAUGCCCAUCAUGGUGGAUGACGUCAUGAGGCUGCUCGGCUCCAUCGCUGAGGAGAGGAAAAUGAAGGCAGCCGUCAAGCACUCUGGGAAGGGUGCGCUGAUCACAGGAGCUGUGGCCUUCAUCGGUGGUCUGGUCGGAGGACCACCCGGAAUAGCUGCGGGGGGGGCUGUGGGGGGUCUGUUAGGUGCAUGGAUGACAAGCGGACAGUUCAAGCCGAUUCCUCAGAUCAUAAUGGAGCUGCCGCCCGCUGAACAGCAAAAGCUCUUUAAUGAGGUCACCGCCAUCGUCAGGCACCUGGAGUGGACGGACGCUGUGCAGCUGACCACACUGGUCAUGGGCAGUGAGGCCCUGAAGCAGCAGCUGCUGGCCCUGCUGGUGAACUACGUCACCAAGGAGCUCCGGGCCGAAGUUCGGUAUGAUGACUAGGUGGCCCCCCCCGGGCAGUGGGGGUGUCAUUGAGAUGAUUCUCCAGACUCCCAGAAGGGGUCACAGGAGUGGGGGAAGCCCCACAUCCUCAGUGCUUUACCUUAAAUGGCGUGAAAUCUGCCGGAGAGGCCACUACUGGGCUGUAUCAUGUUCUGGAAAUUAUUUAUGAAGACGCUGUGUUUGGGGUCGUGUGCGCUAGUAACGCGCAGUGACAACACUUUCGCUGGGAGGCUGGUGAAAAGCGAAGCUGUGCCUGCCGCAGACAUGGGGUGACAGCUUGCUGAACCCACCGUCACUUGUAUGGGACCCAAGCGGGAGGCCCUCGUGUUCCGUCUCCUCACCUGUGAGGACGAGCCCUGUCCCAAGCACCUGUUACAGGACUGGUUCCCCGCCUGGGGCCCAGGGUCUCAGGACCUGAGAGCUGGCCCAUGCCGGAAUCAUGUUUACCUCUUCCUGUGCCCCUUCCCUGACCAGUGACUCUGAGCGGCCCCAUGGAGGGGCAAUCAGUCGCCUGUUGAGUGAAGCCACAAGCAUCCAGGCCCCCAGCCCUCCUCUACUCAGCACACCUGGCUCUCACCCUCCCAGGUGUUCCUCUCCCCAUUGGACAAGUCGUGGUAGUUCUUGAGUUUUGCUUUUUAAAUUAAAUACUUCCAGCGAAGAAAUUGCUCUUUGUGAAGUGGUGGGAUCUAAGCAAUGUGUCCACCCCGAAUUUCCCCAAUACUGUAUUCACUUUGCUUUCGGAAACGUAACUGGACUAGGUGUCAUCAAAUUGCAAUAAAUGUUUUGUGAACAGGA